AUGCAUUUAGACCCUUUCAAACUUUACCCUGGUGUCUCUUUCCCUUGGUUCUCCCAACACUGAAAACACCCCAAAAGGAUGGAGUUGUUCCAUCAGUACAGUAUGAGAUUGAACUUUUUACCUUUCUGCUGUAUAUGAAUGAAUGCUUGUGCUGCUUGAUUAGUCUCAGAACACAGAGUUAUGGUUCUUGCUGAUCGGUCUUCUAAGAAGAAAUCCUCUGCGAUGGGAUUGGAAAAGCCAAAGAGCAUGAUAGUUCGCGGCCCCAGCCUCGCCUCAGUUGAAUCCUUGUCCAUGCCUCUUGUUCAAGAAGUGGUUCUAUCAGCAGACAUUCGAUGCCCCCAGUGUCAAAGCAGAGUAGCUGAGAUAAUGUCGAGGAUGAAAGAAACGGAUUCUGUAUUAAUAAAUGUGUUGGAGAAGAAGGUAACAGUCACUUGUAGAUAUCCGGCCUUAUACAAGAAGCCUUUAGGCAAAGCUGCCAUAAUCAAGCGGAUAUUCCGUUCUCCGCGCGGUUGAUUAAUGACACAUAUCCAGAAUGCAUCAAGCAAAAAGUCUGUCUUACCAUAAUAAUCAGUGUAGUAGACAGAAUUAGCCAUGUAAAUAAUUGUUCAUUGACAGUCAUGAAUAUUGGAAAAAUAUAGAUAUAGUUGGUUCCUGAGCAUGCUACGUUCUUACUAGAAUGAAUGGUGAUUGUAAGAGAGCAUUGUACAAUUAUAACUACCACUUUGCCUUUGAGUUG
Molecule: messenger RNA, 736 nt
Organism: Tripterygium wilfordii
Lineage: Eukaryota; Viridiplantae; Streptophyta; Magnoliopsida; Celastrales; Celastraceae
Exons: 3
Coding region: 181-513 (110 amino acids)
Molecular function (GO): metal ion binding
Source: RefSeq, a predicted model, not a curated record